CCUGUGUCAAAGAAACGAGCUUUACCAUUCUACAGCUUCGUGAGUGGCUCCCUCUCUCUGCAGCCUAUGCUCGCAGCUUUUGGCAUUUUCCCCUGAUAUUCCUUCCCCAUCCCAUUCCUACAACAUGAAAAUACGCCAAACAGCAAUGAUGUGCUGGGGUUUUUGGUACCCAACAAUCCUCUGCUUUUAGGGAUUUACCUCUUUUUCUAUCUUCCCUUUCUUCAUUUUUCUCCAUUGGGCGUCUUCUCUGUAUCAUCGGUAGUUUAAGCUCCAGAAACCAGUGUUAAUACAACUAUUGUGGCAUGCUGCUUCUUCUGAUGGAGUAAAAAAUGGCGUAAUUUGAUAUCUCCUUUGUACUGUUCCUUAAGAUAUUGAUGAUUCAUGGCUCGGAAGGGUAAUCAACAGAAGAAUGGAAUGGACCCUCAUGGUUUGAACCACAAAAAAGUGGUUUCUGGGCCUGUGCUUUCAGGUGUGAAAGGACAUGCCAAAGGUGGCAAGGUGAAGGUCUUUCCUGGAGAAGAGUGCUCAAAUGGAAACCAUAGUAGUAGGCUUUCACAGAACGCCAAAGAAACUACUUCUGCCGGAGAUGGUAAUAACAAUGUGCAAAACUCUGAGAAAAUUUCAAGGAAAGAGAAACAAGGAAUGGCUACUAAGCAUGACCUGGAUGAGCCAUUGUCUUUCACGAGUGAUCCAGGAGAGUGCAGUCAGAAUGCGGAAGUUCCUAUACAAGAAGAAAAUGAGGCAUUACCAAGAAGUAAUCAAGGUCAACUAAAUAUAAUAAGUAGAUUGAGCUAUUUCCUGAAUGGGUUUCUCAUAAAAAGUGUUGUGGAAAAAGGAGAUCUUGCCAAUAAUUUGUAUUUUCGGAGAUUAAGGUUGUGGUUAUCAUCCAUCUUCACAGCAUUUACAGCAUGGCUAACCAGACAGAGGCCAUUGUUUGUAUAUCUUAUGUCCAGCAUUUUAAAGGCUUGUGAACAUCUUAAAAUGAAAAUUCAGCAGGCAUAUCCCGUUGUUCUGAAAUGGCUUUUACAAUUUGGGAACAUAAUGCUUCUUUUAUCAGUGUUUUGGUUGGACUGUGCGCUUAGGGGUGUUGAUUCCUUUGUACGAAUGGGGACUGUAUCCUUCUUCUCUGUUAUAUGGUGCAGCAUAUUCUCAGUCAUUGGUAUGAUAGGGAUGCUCAAGUUUCUUGUUAUCCUGGGCCUGGCUGCCUUAAUUGGAUUCUUCGUUGGGCUUACCCUUGCAAUUUUGGUAGUUGCAAUCCUUGGAGUUGUUUUCUUGUGGAUUUAUGGCAGCUUUUGGACAACUGCAACUUUCAUCUUCCUUGGAGGACUGGCAUAUAAGUUGAGCCAUGAACGUAUUGCACUACUUAUCACCACUGUCUAUUCUGUCUAUUGUGCUCGGUUGUACGCUGGGUGGCUUGGCUUGCUAUUAGCUUUAAACCUGUCAUUUAUUUCAAGCGAUGUGCUAAUAUACUUCCUCAAGAAAAGGAUAAAUCAGCAAAGUCAAUCCAAUGCCUCUCCUGAACAUAGACCUGGAAUGCAAGGUCAGCCAGAUUUCUCUAGUGAUGAGCCAAUGCAUACUUACUCUGAAAAUGGGCCAGGACCAUCUGUUGAUCGAAGUGCGGGAGUACCUUCAACAAGUGGGGCUGACUUUGAUUUACCUUCUGAAGAAGAAGUUGUCCGUUUGUUGAAUUGCUCUGAUCAUUACUCAGUAUUGGGCUUGACCCGCUAUCAGAACAUAGAUGCUUCACUCGUGAAACGGGAAUAUAGGAAAAAGGCAAUGUUGGUGCAUCCUGAUAAAAAUAUGGGUGAUGAAAAGGCGGCAGAAGCUUUUAAGAAGCUUCAAAAUGCGUAUGAGGUUCUUAUGGAUUCGUUGAAACGAAAAGCAUAUGAUGAUGAAUUGAGGAGGGAGGAACUUUUGAGCAUAUUUCGCAGGUUUCAGACUGCUUCUCAAUCCCAUAAGAAUGGUAGGCAAGGAUUCUUUCCUUCAGGAUUUACACGAUCAGAUGCAGACAGUGAUGACCUUUUUAGGGAUUCAAGGCGAAUAUCAUGCAAAAAGUGUGGCAGCUUUCAUAUAUGGAUACAUACAAAAAAACAAAAGUCUCGAGCAAGAUGGUGCCAGGAUUGCCAAGAUUUUCAUCAAGCCAAAGAUGGUGAUGGAUGGGUUGAACAAUUGUCCCAGCCAUUUCUCUUUGGAUUGCUGCAGAAGGUGGAUUUGCCUUCUGCCUAUGUGUGUGCUGAUAGCCAGAUAUACGAUGCCACUGAAUGGUAUACCUGUCAGGGUAUGAGAUGUCCGGCAAAUACUCAUAAACCGAGUUUUCAUGUGAACACUAGCUUAACAUCAAAGCAUGGUUCAAGUAAAGGAUCACAUUCUGGUCAAAGAGGUGGUCGGAUGCCGACAAUGAACGUGGAGGAAACCAUGACAGAAGAGGAGUUCUUUGAGUGGUUACAGAAUGCAGCACAGGCAGGCAUGUUUGACAAUUUUGGUGGCAGUGCUGCUGCUGAGAGUCCGUCUAAAUCAGGCAGCGGUGGCAGCAGCGGUGGAAAUGGAAGCAAGAGAAAGAAAAAGGGAAAGAAGCAACGAUGAGAGCAAAGCCAUCUUUGUUUCUAUAUUAUCAAGGACAGGAUUUGUGGGCCCUUGAAGCUUGAAUGAAGGCUUGAGGAAGAAGUUUGAACCCCUUGUAUAGUGUUAGUUUCCCCAAUUGCCUCAGGUGUCCAUUAAUUUUCGGGUGCUCUGUACACUGCAACAAUAUAGCCGUAAGAAUUGAUGAUGUGGCAAUGAUCCUGUUGCGCUUGAUUUUCCCAGUCAAGUUGCCAUAUGCUUGAAAGCCACUGAAGAGAGGGAUCUAACAAAGGGAUGAUAUUAGUAAACCACAAACGUCAUAUUUAAUCUCUUUCAGCUGAUGUUCAUACAAAUGUUGGUGUUAUCACCAAUCGGUGCGUUUAGAUUAGCAAAACAGCUUUAUAUUUUUGCUGGUACGAACGUUUGAAAUAGAAUAAGAGCAAUGGCACAUAAGAUAUUUACAGACUUUUGGAGCUUCUCUCAAUUAAAAUUGUGGUAUUAAUCA
Messenger RNA from Prosopis cineraria, 3064 nucleotides. RefSeq lists its product as uncharacterized. The transcript has 10 exons. Lineage: Eukaryota; Viridiplantae; Streptophyta; Magnoliopsida; Fabales; Fabaceae. The record is from RefSeq and is a predicted model, not a curated record. The coding region runs from base 382 to 2583 and encodes 733 amino acids.